Naegleria fowleri is the source of this 711-nucleotide messenger RNA. RefSeq lists its product as uncharacterized. The record is from RefSeq and is a predicted model, not a curated record. Gene Ontology annotation, biological process: signal transduction. Bases 1 to 711 code for a protein of 236 amino acids. Lineage: Eukaryota; Heterolobosea; Eutetramitea; Acrasida; Naegleriidae. Gene Ontology annotation, cellular component: plasma membrane. Gene Ontology annotation, molecular function: GDP binding; GTPase activity; GTP binding. The transcript has a single exon.
AUGGUGUUUAAAAAAAUAUUUUCAUCUCCAAUCCAUUCUGCCGUCUCUUCGGACGACAUUGAUCAUGCUGACUCAGGAAUACAUAGAUUAAAACGCAAAGUUCUGAAAAUUAUGGUAUUAGGAGAAAAAUCAUCAGGAAAAUCCUCAAUAAUUAAAUACCAAGUAGAAAGUUCAGGAUUCACCUAUCAACCUCCAAAAUCGGAUCAAGAGGUUGUUGAAGGCCAAAAUUGUUUCAUAGUUGUUGACGGAAAAGAUGUUACUGUGCGAUUAGUGGAGGCUCCUGAAAUGAAUGAUUUGGGAUUAAUGGUCGAAUGUAUCAAGGAUUGUGACGGUUUUGUGCUAGUCGUAGAUGUAUGCAACCCUCAAUCUAGUUUGCAUAAUUUGAAUAGAUACAAGUCAUUGUUGAUUGAGAAUUUACACAUGUCUCAAAUUCCAUGUAUAAUAGUUGGCAAUAAGGUUGAUUUAGAGAACGAUCGAAAAAUAUCAAAACCGCUCAUUAUGAGCUUGGCCACCAAGUUUUUUGUGGAUAAAUCUGCAGAAGUUGCUGAAUGUAGUGCACUUACAGGCAAAGGCGUGAAUGAAUUAUUUGCUAUGUUAUACACCAUCAUACGACAAUCUCAGAACGAAGACAGGCCAGCGAUCAAAUCUAAAUCAAAGAAAGGCCUUCUGUCAUCUUCUUCAGAAUCAGAAGAUCCUGGCGAAUGGUUAUAA